AUGAACAGCAGCAGUGACUCGGACGUGGUGAUGGUGACUAAAUCGGAGGACAAAAUACGACGCGACGUGAUCAAUAUCAAAACGUGGGAGUGUCCAAUGUGCACGUUCUUUAAUGAAGACAUCAGUGCGUCCAGAUGCAAAGUGUGUGAGAGCAAGCGGCCUGGUUUGACAAGGAAGACGCGAAAACUGUCGCAGUGGCUCUCACAACCAGCGGACAAGACGAAGGAGAAACUAUGCAACGCGAGGGAAGUUUCAGGUGCUCCGGCAAAGCCUGUUGAGGUUAUUGACAGUAGUGAGAGCGAUGACGCUGCUGGUAUCUGUAGUGGGGCUACUAACUUGCGGUGGAGUAAUGACAACAAUGGCAAAUUGAUGACAGCAAAGUCGAAUCGAAGACUUUGGGUGGAUUUAUACGCCCCGAAGACAGUGGAAGAGCUUUGUAUGAACAAGAAAAAAGUGCAGGAAAUUUCGGAAUGGCUACAAUGGAAUGCGUUGCCGCACUCGGGUAUACUCCAGAAACGGUUGCUAUUCUUGUGUGGACCUCCAGGAUCGGGCAAGUCGACAGCAGUACGAUGCAUUGCUCGGCAAAAGAGGUUGUUUGUAAAAGAGUGGAAAGACAACUCAGCUGCUGGAAAAAUCAAAUACGAAGGGAUGCUACGAAAAGAGUUUUGGACGCCACAGGUAUCAGGAGUAGAUGAUUUCUCGGACUUUAUCCAUCGUUCGUCAACCUACACGGCACUUCCUGUUGCUACUUCCAGACGUUUGCCUUAUGUUGGUCGGAAGCGACGGCUACCAAGCAGCCAAGUAGAACCCAGUUAUUUACAGGCGUCACCGAAGAGCUCUGGUGAGUUGAUUUUGUUAGAGAGCUGGCCACAGUCAUGGUCAAAAGAGCAAGCGAUUUAUGAAGAGAAGCUUCAGCGAAUCUAUCAGCACGUGGUAGACCCGGCUGGUAGCUGCCAUUAUCCUGUCGUAUGCAUUUACAGUGACGUCCAAGGAAACAAGAUCGAUCUAGAGCAUUUGAGCCGAAAGUUUUCGCGCGAAGUGAUGCAUUCACCGCUGACUUCGGUCAUUAAUAUUAACGCGGUGACUUCUGUCCAGCUGAAGAAACACCUUUCUCGUAUUUGUGCUCAAGAAAACUAUGCUUGUCAGUCGGCAGAUAUCCAGAAGAUAAUAGACAGUAGCAAUGGCGAUAUUCGGCAUGCGCUGAAUAUGCUACAAGUUUUACAAAGUCUCAGCGUGAGCAAAAAGCCUAGAAUGGCUCUGACACUUGCAAGCAAGAAACGCAAGAAGAUCGAUGUUUCUGCUCGCGUGAAGAUAUCAUCGUCGACUAGUUCCAGCGCUCGCGAUUCCUUUCUUUCGGACUUCCGCGUUGUGGGAAAGCUGCUGCAUGGAAAAAUGUUACAACGCAAGUGUGAUGAUGAGAGUGACGUGAAAAGUGAUGCGAAUGAUGCUGAUUGCGUCCGGAUUUUGGAUGCAACUGACCAGAUUUUGGAUGCAACUGCAAUACCACUGGAUCGAGUGCUAGGACUCGUCCAUGAGAACAGUAUUGCAUAUUUUUCGCAAGUGGAAAAUUUAUCCGACGCUUUAGGCUUAAUGAGCUUGUGUGAAGUAAUGGUGACUAACUCAUACAAUGGUGCUAGCAAUUCGGAGGCUUUCAAGCGUUCAAGGGAAGUUGCUCAAGCCAUUUUGCUGCGAACCGUAGCAAUCACAAAUGAAAAUCCCACCCCAAAGGCGUUUCGUCCGAUCACUCGGCCUCGAACAUACACUGCGAAGCAGCGCAUUGUGUCACGGCGUGAGGAAAUGGAACUGGUCACUCGAGGAGGCGACUAUGGGCUUCAAUACGCGUGUACGGGCGAUACGUUUGCGUUCGAAGUGGAGCCCUUUCUGACAAUCAUGGACAAAGUCAAUGGACGCGCGAGUAGGCAGAUUGAGGUUGGAAACUCCUUUGCGAUUAAUUUACUUUCACUCCAGGACGUGGUGGAUGAUGAGAUUGAGAACAGCGAUGAGGGGUGGUAA
Molecule: messenger RNA, 2013 nt
Organism: Peronospora farinosa
Lineage: Eukaryota; Oomycota; Peronosporomycetes; Peronosporales; Peronosporaceae
Source: the annotation of a GenBank genome assembly